This is a messenger RNA of Rana temporaria (common frog), 936 nucleotides long. RefSeq lists its product as uncharacterized. Gene Ontology annotation, biological process: positive regulation of natural killer cell mediated cytotoxicity; immune response-activating cell surface receptor signaling pathway. The record is from RefSeq and is a predicted model, not a curated record. Bases 110 to 799 code for a protein of 229 amino acids. NCBI's taxonomy places the organism in Eukaryota, Metazoa, Chordata, Amphibia, Anura, Ranidae. The transcript is spliced from 7 exons.
CUCUGGAGGAAGGAGCUUCUUCUUUCUGUUGGUUUCUGUUCCUCCUUCGGUCACCUUGCAGAGAAGUGACCCUCGUGUCCGUCACUUGGUGCCCAUCGCUGGCAGGACCAUGCUGGAUGGAGGGACUCUGCUGAUGAUACUGACAGCUCUGCAAGCAUCUUCCACGCAGACUCUUGGUGUGUACCAGAUUCUGAACGUUUCCGCCACUGAGCACGGUUCCGUCACCCUCUUCUGUAACUUCACCUUCAAUGGAAAUUCCACUGGCUACAACAAAUGGUACCGCCGUGAUGUCCAAGGGCCCGAGGUGACGAACACCAGCAAAGGGUACAUCGGCAGAGUCUCCAUCGUCAGUCCAGAAGGUUUCAUGUAUCAAAAAUCCGCCAACCUUCGCCUCCACCAGCUGAAUCUCUCCGACAUCGGCCUUUAUAUCUGUGAGGUCACCCUGAUGACGAGCCCUUUGCGGACCGCACACGGGAACGGGACCUAUCUGCAUGUAAAACCAUUUGUUGCAGACGAUUCGAAGUUGCAGCUCACCAUUGCAGCUAGUUGCAGCACAAUCACCAUCAUCGCCAUCCUUGUCUUAGCGGCUGUGGCGGUUUUCUUUGGAUACCACAAGAAAUUCUCAGAGUGUCUUCUACUGAGGAAGAUGGGAGAUGAAGAUGUCCACACCUAUUGUACAGCAGAAGAAAUAAGAAGUCACAUUGAUGAACAGAUGAUUCCCCAACAGAUAUAUCGUUCUGAGAACCGAAUCUACGUCAAGGACAAUUUACAGUAUGAUGUAACUCCAACCAGAUAUUGAAAAUGAAAAGUCCUCUUGAAUCGGCAAUACUGACAGCUAAGGCCCAGUAUGAAUCCUCUGGAGAACAGCAGCCCCAUUCUGGGCUUUGAAAGAGUAGAAGAAGCCAAGACCAAGACCUCAAUGGCUGAACUAUUAUC